AUGAUAAAGAAUUCUAUAUGCAUAUACCACUUCCUUGUUUUUAGCUGGUAUGUUUUACUCAAUUAUUUUAUCUCGAAACAAGAAGGGGCUCCACAGAAAUCUCAUAUUUUUCAGAAUGGCGGGCAGUGGAAGUACUUGACCUUCCUUAAUCUGUACUUGCAGGCCAUUUUCUAUGGGGUCGCCUGCCUGGAAGAUGUGCUGAAAAGAAUGAAAGGGAAAAACGACAUGAAGUUCAUAACUGCCUUGAGAGAUCAGCUUUUUACCACAUUGGUUUUCCCAAUCUCCACAUUUAUAUUUUUGACAUUCUGGAUCUUCUUUCUAUAUGAUCAAGAACUUGUUUUCCCAAAGGCCUUAGAUGACUUAAUUCCAACAUGGUUGAAUCAUGCAAUGCAUACUUUUAUAUUACCCUUGUCCUUAGUUGAAAUUAUGCAGAGGCCACAUUCCUAUUCUCCAAAGAAAAAAGGACUCAGUUUGUUGACCAUUGCUUGUCUUUUUUAUAUCUGCAGGCACCCUGUGUUUUACAAACUCAGUCCAGUGGUUAUUGCAGCCUUCUUUCUUCUCAACUACAUCUUUAGCAUUGGCAUCUAUCUAUUUGGAGAGAAACUCAACUUCUGA
This is a messenger RNA of Suncus etruscus (white-toothed pygmy shrew), 615 nucleotides long. RefSeq names its product androgen dependent TFPI regulating protein (gene ADTRP). Gene Ontology annotation, cellular component: endomembrane system; membrane. The record is from RefSeq and is a predicted model, not a curated record. Lineage: Eukaryota; Metazoa; Chordata; Mammalia; Eulipotyphla; Soricidae.